This is a messenger RNA of Priapulus caudatus, 1002 nucleotides long. RefSeq lists its product as uncharacterized. The record is from RefSeq and is a predicted model, not a curated record. Lineage: Eukaryota; Metazoa; Priapulida; Priapulimorpha; Priapulimorphida; Priapulidae.
GCAUACGGUCCGUACCAGGUGAACGACUCGCUAGCAUCCAUCAACGCUGUCGUAGAUGCCUCGGAGCUGCAGGUGCAACAGCAGUGGGAUGAGAUCUGCGAGCGUAUCCGCAAGAGCAUCCUGGAGAAGAUGUCCAAGCUUCCUGUGCUUACACAGCAGCCGGAGUUCGGCUUGGAUGAGUUCAGAUACCUGAAUUACGUGCAUAGCCUGCUCUGCCUCUACCCUGUUGCGGAUGUGUGGCGGGACUAUAAGGCAACUCGAAGCAAGUUCAUCGACAGGUGCAUCAGGGAGUUGAUGCCUUCACUCACAGAGGGCGUUGACAUUAAUGCCGUUGCGAGUAACUUCAACCAGCUGUGUGACAUCCUCCUCUCCGUGGUUAACGAGGAUUUCCUCGUGUUUAGCACAGGUGUAUUCAAAGAUGUACUCACCACAUUCGAUGCUGUCAGUGACACGUACCUAGAAAAAGUGUCGGAUGAGCUUAUUGGAAUCAUUGAAUAUAUCCAUGACGCUACCAUACAAAUGGACUCGACAAAGCUGGACAUUCACAAGUCGAAGAGCGACCAGGGUAUCUUGUCGACGCUGCGUGGUUGCCGUGCCAACAGCAACUCGGUGAAGAGCCUGGAUGCGUUGCUGUCGCGCUCACAGGAGCAGCUCAUCGACAGUCCCUUCUCCAUUAGCUUCCUUCACACCCUGGUGAAACUAGUUGCUGCCUGUAGCAGAGUGGAGCAGCAUCUGAGGGGGCUGCACAACAUGGGAACAUGGACGCCCGGUCUGCAGAGCAUCCGCAAUCUGAAAAGUGUUCUUAAGGUGGCUAGUGAUGUACCGCUGCAGACGCAGAGCUCGAUAGAUGCAUUCAUGGGUCACCAGGUCACGACCUUCGACUCAUCCGCCCCAAGUGGCUCGACUGAGAACGCCAUACGGAGCAUCCAUGGCCCAUUAUUCACGUGGGAGUGGAGACUCAUCUUCAAGAAACUGGUGUGUGCCAGACGCGUACACAUCUGA